UUUCGGUCACCAACCCCCGCAAUAUAAAAAGGGUGAUCAUUCACUGUAAGUGCCACUCACGCCCACAUUCACAUCAAAGAGAAAGAUGGCUUGCCGGCAGUUAUGGGCUUCAAGAGCUGCUUCGUACCUCAGGAUCUCUGUCUUUCACCGAAGCUUCUCUAAUGUUUUGAACAAUCUGAAGUAUGCCGAUUCUCAUGAAUGGGUGAAAGUUGAUGGAAACUCUGCAACCGUCGGCAUAACUGAUCACGCUCAAGAUCAUUUGGGUGAUGUUGUGUAUGUUGAACUGCCAGAAGUUGGAGCAGCAGUGACACAAGGGGAUGCUUUUGGUGCAGUUGAAAGUGUGAAGGCAACUAGUGAUGUUAACUCUCCCGUUUCUGGAAAAGUUGUUGAAGUUAAUGAAGAACUCAGCAGCUCUCCUGGUUUGGUGAACUCAAGCCCAUAUGAAAAUGGAUGGAUAAUUAAAGUUGAGUUGAGUGACAGUGGUGAGCUUAACAAACUGAUGGAUUCAGAAAAGUAUUCCAAGUUCUGUGAAGAAGAAGACUCCAAGCAUUAAUGUUUUUUUUUCAUUAUCUUUGGGUACUUCCCAUGGUGUAGAUGAGAUGAUGUCAAUUUGGAAGCUAAGAAUUGCUUCUUCGUGUUUUGUAUUUCUGUCAGUAUUGACUGCUCUUUUUAUGAUUUUUGCCUGAGCUUCUGAUGCAAUGGGGAGUUUGAUAAUAAAAGAACCAUGAGUAGUUUUUGUUGC
Molecule: messenger RNA, 742 nt
Organism: Vicia villosa (hairy vetch)
Lineage: Eukaryota; Viridiplantae; Streptophyta; Magnoliopsida; Fabales; Fabaceae
Product: glycine cleavage system H protein 2, mitochondrial
Exons: 3
Coding region: 86-553 (155 amino acids)
Biological process (GO): glycine decarboxylation via glycine cleavage system; protein lipoylation
Cellular component (GO): cytoplasm; glycine cleavage complex; mitochondrion
Source: RefSeq, a predicted model, not a curated record